CCACUUUCCGUCGUUGCUUGGGCCGGGAUUGGAGCAUCGGUUCUUACUGAUUUACUGUCGCUUUUUCGACACAAAAAACUGAAAGCCAUUUCACAUAUCGAAUAUUUUCACACCAUUGCGUGGUUUAGAAGUUUUCUUGUCUGAUAUCAUCAAGUUGAUGUGUUUUAUUUUGUUUAAAUCUUUGAGUGCGGGGGUCUUUUUGUGUUGAGUUGGGGGUCUUAUGCGUCGUCCAGAAGAAAGCUCUGUUAACUCGUGGCUCUGCGUGUUUUUCUUUUGUGCUUAAUCCGAAAAAGUAUCCCGGGCAACCCUUAAAACCGGCUCUGCGUGUUUCUCCGCUGUGUACAGCAAAGACGAGCUGCAACAUACAAGCGAAGACCAGUCGUUUUAAAAGCAGAAGCCUACGUGAAAACUGUUUGAUCUGUAACCAGACAGAAACAAAAAUGGAGCAGAGAGAAGAUGAGCUGAACCAAGAUUCUAUCGCAUGUCCGAUCUGUCUGGAUCUCCUCAGCGAGCCCGUGACCAUCCCCUGUGGCCACAGCCACUGUAUGAGCUGCAUCAAAGGUCACUGGGAUGAGGAAGACCGGGCCGGGGUCCACAGCUGCCCCCAGUGUGGCCAGACCUUCAGCGGGAGACCUGCCUUGAAGAAAAACACAACGUUGUCAGACUUGGUGGAGAAGCUGCAGAGGGACGGUCUGAAAGCGAGCCGAUCCGAUCACGGCUCUGCCGGACCCGAAGACGUGGCCUGUGACGUCUGCAGCGGGAUCAAGCUAAAGGCUGUGCAGUCCUGCUUGGUCUGCUUGGCCUCUUACUGCGACAAACACGUUCAGCUUCACUACGAAUCUUCUGCGUUCGAGAAACACAAGCUGGUGGAGCCCUGCAGAGACCUCCAGGAGAGCAUCUGCUCCCUGCAUGAUGAGGUGAUGAAGAUCUUCUGCCGCACCGAUGAAGAGCUGAUCUGUUAUCUCUGCCUAAUGGAUGAACACAAAGACCACGACACAGUCUCACUUGCAGCAGAAAGGACUGAGAAGCAGAAGGAGCUCCAGGUGAGUCGACAACAAAUCCAGCAGAGAAUCCAGGACCAAGAGAAAGAUGUGAAGCUGCUUCAACAGGAGGUGGAGGCCAUCAAUGUCUCUGCUGAUAAAACAGUGGAGGACAGUGAGAAGAUCUUCACUGAGAUGAUCCGUCUGAUCCAGAAAAGAAGCUCUGAUGUGAAGCAGCAGAUCAGAUCCCAGCAGGAAACUGAAGUGAGUCGAGUCAAACAGCUUCAGGAGAAGCUGGAGCAGAAGAUCACUGAGCUGAAGAGGAAAGACGCUGAGCUGGAGCAGCUCUCAGAGAUAGAGGAUCACAACCAGUUUCUCCACAACUACCCCUCACUGUCAGCACUCAGUGAGUCUACACACUCACCCAGCAUCAAUAUUCGUCCUCUAAGAUACUUUGAGGAUGUGACAGCAGCUGUGUCAGAGCUCAGGGUCAUAAUACAGGAUGUAAUGAGAGACUCGUGGACAAACAUCUCCCUUAAAAUCGCUGAGGUGGAUGUUUUACUGCCAGAACCAGAACCAAAGACAAGAAAUGGCUUCUUGAAAUACUCUAAAGAAAUCACUCUGGACCCAAACACGGCGCACUCGCAUCUUCUGUUGUCUGAGGAAAAAACAAAAGCCACCUACAUGAAGGAAGACCAGCACCAUCCGAGCCAUCCGGACAGGUUCACCGCCUGGCACCAGGUGCUGAACACAGAGAGUCUCACCGGUCGCUGUUACUGGGAGCUGGAGGCCAAACGUGGCGGAGUUCGUGUUGCGGUCGCGUACAAGAACAUCAAAAGAGCCGGCCGCUUGAAUGAAUGUUUGCUGGGAUGCAACGACAAGUCGUGGGCGUUAUGUUGUGACCGCAACAGCUACACGUUUUGGCACAACAACGUGAAAACUCCACUUUCAGGUCCUUGCUUCUUGAGAGUGGGAGUGUACCUGGAUCACAGAGCAGGUAUUCUGUCUUUCUACAGCGUCUCUGACACCAUGACUCUCCUCCACAGAGUCCAGACCACAUUCACUCAGCCUCUACAUGCUGGACUCCUUUUUUACUCUGAUGGAGACACUGCCGAGUUCAUCAACCUCAAAUAGAUAACGUCUUUAAAAAGAUGCCGAAAAAAUUGUGGUGCGGGUGGAAUAUUCAUUUGCAUUUUAAAUUAUAAGGUAUUGAUUGCUGUGUGAUUUACAAAGGAAAUCUUUUACAGCAGUUGUGAUCAAACACAUAACCAUUUUCACGUACAAGCUGCGAUGGAUCGUUUUCCUGUUGGAAUAUAAAGUUAUUCAUAGGCAAAACAACACAUAUAACUUGUCAAAUCUGACCUGGAGAUUAAUUAAUUAAAGGAUAAUUUAAAUAACCAUAUUUUCAUUGGCAUUUCUUGGAAAAUCUUAAAUUGCAUGUAAUGCCAAUCUAACCUGUUCUUUGUGAUUGACUGAUGCCAUUGCCAAGUCUUGUUUACUUGUUGCUCUUUCAUUACGAUUUUUAAAUGACCCGUAAGGCCGUACUUUUAGGUCACUAAUGGCUCUAGUUUUAAUAUUCAUGAAAUAAUAGGAUAUCAUUUAUAAAUGCAGCUGACAUAUUUUUAUCCUCUGUUGAAAUGACAUGCCUGACAUAGUUGUAAUUAGUUGUAUAUUUUUUUUCCUAAAAUUGUAUCUUAACAAUAUGCAUCACUGUAAAAAGAUCUUUGAAAACAAAAAAUUGUAAAUGUUUCAUUCUGUUUAGCCUUAAACAAGCUCCUAGAGAUCCAGUAAUUAUCCUUAUUAAAAUAAGUUGUUAAUAGAAGUAACAUCAUCAGAUUUUAAAUGUUUUUUUAAACUGUGCAUCAUCUGCGUAAACUGUAAUCUUAGGAUAAAUUAUCAUUCUUUUUUCUUUUUUUUAAACAUAAAAGUAAAGGACCCAUGCCUGAAUGUUGUGGCAGAUUUCAGUUUUGGUUCAAGCUG
Fundulus heteroclitus (mummichog) is the source of this 2960-nucleotide messenger RNA. Its product is annotated as tripartite motif-containing protein 16. Gene Ontology annotation, molecular function: zinc ion binding; protein binding. Lineage: Eukaryota; Metazoa; Chordata; Actinopteri; Cyprinodontiformes; Fundulidae. The transcript has 2 exons. The record is from RefSeq and is a predicted model, not a curated record. The coding region runs from base 441 to 2114 and encodes 557 amino acids.